Molecule: messenger RNA, 1146 nt
Organism: Rotaria sp. Silwood2
Lineage: Eukaryota; Metazoa; Rotifera; Eurotatoria; Philodinida; Philodinidae
Source: the annotation of a GenBank genome assembly
AUGGUGAUAAUCAUGCAUCCAUCUCUCGAAACCUAUGAAAAAUUAUAUGCUGAAUAUUCAACUAGCAUACAAUGUCCUUGUGCAAAUUUGUCCAUUCCUUAUGAAGCAUUUCUUAAUGUAACAUUUGUCUUACAUCAAGUAUGUUCAAGUGAUUUAGUUUCAUCCAAUUGGCUCAAUUAUCUGUUAUUAUUUGAUCCCAAUCAUGUACCUAUUUGGACAGAGACAGGUUUUUCACGUGAUUUUCGUUCUAUAGGACUCUGGUAUUUUCAACUUUUGGCUACUUUUUGUUCUUUGGCUCAAGCUAAUAUUGCCGAUGGUCAACGUAUCUUUAAAAAUAGCCUGUUCAUCGAGAAUAAUCUUCUUCCCAAAUCACUCUUCAUUCAAGAAACUAAAACUUUGGCCAACGCAUUUAUAAAUAAAACAAGAAAUAUUUAUGCACGCAUUUUGAAAUGGGUUGAUAUUGCUGGUAUUAUCAAUCGUUUUUUGACUGCAACAAAUGUCAAUUAUCAAAUUACAGUAACGAAUGACAAUCAAGUAAAUAUUAAUGAUGUGCAGAUUAUAGGGAAAGCGUCUAUAACUCAUACAUCUGUGGGCUCCAAUGAUCCAUGUUCGUGUGCAAGAGACAUUCAUGAAUGCGUUUUGAGACCUAUCUUAUAUACAAAUGGAUCAAGUGUAUUUGAUUUUGUACAAGUUUUUUAUGAGAUAAGGAUUGGAUGUAUGCCUUCGAUUGGAUUCUCGAUGUCUGAAAUUGUCUGGUGGUACAACAAGACCUACAUGGAAAAUAUUCGAGCAACAUACGCUAUUGUAAUCAAUAAUUCUCAACUUUCGCCACAACUUGAAUCACUAGAUAGUUCAUUACCAACUAGAUUUCAUGAUAAUUAUUUAACUGUUCUACUUGAUGCAAUGUUCAUUGAAGAAUCAUUCAUUAGCAACCAGCGUUAUGAUCUGUUUUUUGAACAAUGUGUGCCGAUUAGUUGUUCAUAUACAAUGGUACGACGUCGUAAUAUUCUAUUUGCGAUUCUAUUACUUGUUUCUGUCUGCAGUGGACUCAAUCGUGGUCUUCGAUUAUCUGUGCCGUUAAUCAGCAAGUCGGUCCUACUUUGCCGUCGAAAAUGGAAAAAUCGGAACAGUAUUCACGGUAAAUAA